UCAAUCCAAUUGAAAAACAGAGAAGCCAAAAACAUAAAAACACGCAAGGAGUGACAUCUCUUCGCCGGCUACAUCAGCAUUGCCGGAUAAUGCAAAUUCCGGCUAACGAUUUUUAUUUGUCCCCCUACAAGCACAAUGUUCGUGUUUCCUUCCAUUAUCGUCACGUUUUCCGUGAAAAGCCCUAGCAGAAGUUGUUUCCCCCUUUUGAAGUAAAUAUUGCUUCGCAAUUCUAUUUUUAUCCUUUACUUUUGUGUUGGAGUUGAAUCAAAAGAAGUAGUAGAAUUCAGAUUGUUUUUUUAGGUUUUGAAAUUUUUUUGCAAGGAAUUUUUGUCUAGUUUUGAAGUAAUUUGUUCUCGAGUGAAAAGCUUUUCCGAUGAGAAUCCAGCCAAUCGAUGCGAUCCGACACGACGUCGUCAUGCCGCCGGUGCUGAAGUCGCGGCUGAAGCGGCUUUUCGACCGCCCGUUCAACAGUAGUCUGAGGAAUUCAUCAGUUGAAUUCGAGCCGAGCUCAGUUUGUUUGGAUAAAAUGGUUCAGAAUUUCAUCGAAGACAACAACGAGAAGCAAUCGUCAGCCUCCGCCGUGAAAUGCGGCCGUCACCGCUGCAACUGCUUCAACGGCAAGAGCAACGACAGCUCCGACGACGAGUUCGAUCUCUUCUCGGACUCGUUAGCAGCGAAUUCGUCUUUCACCGAUCCCUGCGAUGGUCUCACGAGCUUGAUUCCCUGCGUGAGCGUAGAAGAGAGAAAUUUACUGGCAGACACUUCGAGAAUGGUCGAAAAGAGCAACAAAAUUUGUAAAAGGAAUGACGAAUUGAGAAAAGUCGUCACCGAUGGCCUAAUUGCUCUUGGAUACAACGCCUCUGUUUGCAAAUCCAAAUGGGAGAAAACUUCUUCCAUUCCGGCUGGCGAGCAUGAAUACAUUGAUGUGAUAACGGAAGGCGGCGAGAGGCUGAUUAUCGACGUGGAUUUCCGAUCGGAGUUUGAGAUCGCCCGAUCAACAAGCGGUUACAAGGCGAUCCUGCAGUGUCUGCCGUCGAUUUUCGUCGGAAAAUCGGAUCGGCUACUGCAGAUCAUCGUCAUCGCAUCGGAAGCAGCCAGGCAUAGCCUGAAGAAGAAAGGAAUGCACAUCGCGCCGUGGCGCAAAGCCGAAUACGUUAAGUCUAAAUGGCUCGGCCCUCACACACGCACCACAGCCGUUCAAAAGCCCGAUGACGAGGCCCGACCCGAGCCCGAAGUCAUCCGAGUUAUGGAUAGUGCGAAGGGGGAGCUGCGCCUGAGUUCGCCGGUGAUUUUCUCUGGUGAAAUUGCGCGGUCGGUGAGGUGGCAGUUGCCGGAGCUGAGGCCGAAGAGUUUGGAAAGGGGAAAUAAGUUGGUCGUCACGGGAUUGGCUGCUCUCCUCAAAGAAAAACUCUGAAACUAAAAUAACGUGAAAUAGAAUAAAAAAGAAAUUUGCCUGAAGCUUCUCUCAUCUUUGUAUUUGAAAUAAGAUUGAACUACGCACAUAAUCUUUCAACUAUGUGCAUUUUUUGACCAACAUAUAUAGAUACUGAAUAUUAUAUUUUCUCUA
Salvia splendens (bonfire salvia) is the source of this 1567-nucleotide messenger RNA. RefSeq lists its product as uncharacterized. Bases 374 to 1414 code for a protein of 346 amino acids. NCBI's taxonomy places the organism in Eukaryota, Viridiplantae, Streptophyta, Magnoliopsida, Lamiales, Lamiaceae. The transcript has 3 exons. The record is from RefSeq and is a predicted model, not a curated record.